Messenger RNA from Lolium rigidum, 1647 nucleotides. RefSeq names its product protein IQ-DOMAIN 19-like. NCBI's taxonomy places the organism in Eukaryota, Viridiplantae, Streptophyta, Magnoliopsida, Poales, Poaceae. The transcript is spliced from 5 exons. Bases 1 to 1647 code for a protein of 548 amino acids. Gene Ontology annotation, molecular function: protein binding. The record is from RefSeq and is a predicted model, not a curated record.
AUGGGGAAGGCCGGGAGAUGGCUGAGGAGCAUCUUGGCGGGGAAGAAGGACGGCGGCAGGAGGAGGGGGAACAAGCAGGGGCAGUGUGACGCCACACCUUUGGCCGAGCUGCCGGCAGCGUCGAGCCCGAGGGAGAAGAAGCGGUGGAGCUUCCGGAAGCCGGGGAAGGCCGCCACGCCGUCACCGUCGACCCCGGAGCCAAGCGCUGCCGGCGGUAUGUCCGUAUCGGUGUCGGAGCGCGAGCUUGAGCAGAGCAAGCACGCCGUGGCGGUGGCCGUAGCGACCGCGGUGGCUACCGAUGCCGGAGUGGCUGCGGCUGCCGCGGUGAUACGCCUGACGACCGCCGAGGCGGAGGACGAGUUGUAUGCAUGCCCCAUCGAGGAGACCGCAGCCUCAAAAAUCCAGGCCACCUUCAGAGGCUACUUGGCCAGGAAGGCUCUAUGCGCGCUGAGGGGGUUGGUGAAGCUGCAGGCGCUGAUCAGGGGGCAGCUUGUAAGGAAGCAAGCACACGCCACGCUCCGCCGCAUGCAGGCCCUCCUCAUGGCGCAGACCCGCCUGCGCGCGCAGCGCAUGCGCAUGAUCGAGGACGAUGAUGGCUAUACAGCAAACGUCGCUACUACGGUCGAACGCCGGUCGCCGCAGCACCCAAGGCGCCGCCGCUCCUACGAGAUGGACAGGUCCGGCGAGGAGCACGCCAAGAUCGUGGAUAUGGACACUUGGGGGCCGCCUAGGCCGGGGCGGAGCAGCUGCUCGGUCGAGUCGAGGGAACGGCGGCGAGCAGAGUACUACGGCGCCGCCCAGUGCUCGCCCGCGCCGUCGGCGGCAUUCACCGAGCACUUCGAGUACUUGGAGCCGGCGACGGCGCGUGUGGGCCCGUACGUGCCGGCCUCCGUCGACGACGACGGCGAGUCCGUAUCAGACUUCUUCCCCAACUACAUGGCCAACACCCAGUCGUCGCGCGCCAAGGCCCGGUCCCAGAGCGCGCCGAGGCAGAGGCCCUACUCGCCGUCGCCGCUCGACCGGCAGCCGAGCCGGCGGCGCGGCGGCGCUGCGCCCGUGCCGAGGAGCGUCAAGAUGCAGCGUUCGUCGUCGCACGUCGGGGUGCCGUCCUCGGCAGCCGGCGACUACGCGCAGUACCAGCACCAGUACCACCCAUGGCCGGUGAAGCUGGACCGGUCCAGCGUGUCGCUCAAGGGCAGCGAGUGCGGGUCGACGAGCUCCGUCCUCACUGCGGCCACCACCGUCGGCUACUGCCGCUCCAUCGUCGGAUUCGAGGUGCAAAGAAGCCAAAUCGCGGCGGAGCUCCGCGCCGCCACCACUCCCGUGGGCGGCAGCCCCUCCCUCGCGGCCGUCCCUCUCGCCGGCACCACGCUCCUCCCCCGCGCCACCACUCCCGUGGGCGGCAGCCCUUCCCUCGCGGCCCUCCCCCUCCCCGCCACCGCGCCUCUCCCGCGCCACUACGUCAGGCCGCACCUGCGCCUCGGGGAGCGGGAGACCCUGCUGCUGCGCAUCGCAGCGCCUUCUGCGACCGCCAGGCGCCGCUCCGAGCCGCUCCGCGUCCUGCCGAGGUGCGGGGAGGAACGCGGAGGGCACUUCCUCGUCGCCGCCACCCGCCUCGCUCACGCGCCUCCGGUGUCUGGGUCGUGA